Molecule: messenger RNA, 1811 nt
Organism: Cladocopium goreaui
Lineage: Eukaryota; Dinophyceae; Suessiales; Symbiodiniaceae
Source: the annotation of a GenBank genome assembly
UUGAUAACCUGCCAAUCCAUCCGUAUUUCGUCACAUUUUGUCAACCAAUGGCGCUUGUAACGCUUGUUCUCUUGGUGAUGUCUGUUGCAGCCAAGCGCCUUGACUCGGGCGACCAAGUUGCUAUGAACUCCGUGGAUGACUCUGAUUCUGUGGAAGAGAGAAGUGGUUGGGAUCCGGGCUGGGUGGAAGAGAAUCCGAAAGAAGUCAGCGAGGAGAACUGGGAAAGCUGGCCCGAGUGGGAAGAAAUCGAAAAGGAGCAUCCGGCCAUGACGGGUUUGAAGAAUGACAAGGUGAACUACAAAGAGGCUGGUGAGGACUUGGUGGAGCUGUCCCAAGAGAUCGUCAAUGAAACAGGCAAAAUCCGCUGCACCAAAGACCAGAAGGCGAUCAUCGACACCACCGGCCAGUGUGUUCAAUAUGCGGCAGGCUUCGUUAUGACAAUUUCGCCCUUGUUCGGUCCAGCCAUGCCAUUUGUCUUCAGCAUUGCCUUUGGUGUCAACAUUGCUAUGAGCAUCAUGAUGGGCAUCACAGAGGGAAAAGAUAAGAGUUUUGAGUACGACCUCAGCAGUCUGGAUAGCCACGUGAAGCAGCAUUUUGCUGGGAUGGGUUGGAAUUUUCAGCUUGUGAUCAUGUCCCUAAAGAAGGUGCAAAUGACAAUAGACCGCUUAGCGCAUCAAAUGACGAAGAUGCUUAACAAGGUCUUGGCGAAGCUUUCGAGUAUGGAGCAGAGGCUCAUCAGUCUCAGGCUACAACCCUCUAUGAGCCAUAUGAACAUGUUAGCCCUCAUUCACCAGGAUUUGUUGAGGGCGAUCAGCACCAAGGGAGAUAUAGUGGAGGUCCUUCAACCCAGCAUUCCGCGAGUUGUGGACAUUGAAGUGAGAAUGAGAGCAGAUUUCAAAGAAAAUCUCGAGACCUUGGCGGAGUGUGCCGCUUGUGGUGGAAAGGCUGCUGCAACUCUUUGGCUCACGAAGACUUUGAAUGCUCGUGCACAAGCUUGGAGCAUUUUGUACGUCUACAGGAUGUUGACCAACAACCUGAGCAGAGCCUUCCUUAUGAACCAGCAUUUUCUUGAUGAUAUGAAAGACUGGCCAAAAUUUUAUGAAGCCACUGGGCUUGUUCCAUGGCUGCGAUUGCGGGCAACAGAGCUCUCCAGGUAUAUGAUCUCAGCAGAAGAACAUGUUGCACUGGAAAGCAAGGCUGAAGAUUUGAAAUCUGAAUCUUGGGAACGCCGCGAGGAAGCGGUACAGCAACUGUUGACGCGAUUCCGACCAGAAUCAGUGGCCAUUGUGGUGGAGCACCUGAUUCCCUUGCUCGAUCCCCCGCCCGCGGCUUGGAUAUCGAAGAGCAGGUCAGAUUGGGUUGAAUCUCCUGAGCAGAAAGCGUGCAGGAAGGCAGCUGCCCUCCUGGCGCAAGUGGGAUAUCCUGCAGCGUGGCAGGCAAAAGAAGCCCUGGAACGCGUCAAGGACAUCACAUGGAGAUUGGUCACAUGGACUUCCGGCGCUCGCACCAGUCUUUCACCCUGUGCUGAAAUGAGUCGCGGGACGCUGGCCCUCCUGGAACAGCAGGAACUGGAUGCACGUUCCGAGUAGCGAGCACAGCGAGAGGAUCAAUGGAGAAAGGCAACACUCAACAUAACUGGAAAGUGUGAAAAGAAAAGAUGUGAAAAGCUUAUUGCGUCGCCAGAUGCCGGAGAUUUCCAAGAUAUUUCCCAUCUAUGGAAAAGUGGUUCCCGCUUAAAGGGGUUCCUGCUGCCUGUAGUGAAGCUUGCCGACGCUUUUAGUGCUCUUCAGAUGGCUGACUGGUCCGCAGCU